Messenger RNA from Protobothrops mucrosquamatus (brown spotted pit viper), 1694 nucleotides. It is a transcript of the gene TBCEL, whose product is annotated as tubulin folding cofactor E like. The transcript is spliced from 8 exons. Lineage: Eukaryota; Metazoa; Chordata; Lepidosauria; Squamata; Viperidae. Gene Ontology annotation, molecular function: alpha-tubulin binding. Bases 106 to 1380 code for a protein of 424 amino acids. Gene Ontology annotation, biological process: protein folding. The record is from RefSeq and is a predicted model, not a curated record.
UAAAAUGAAGGGCUAAGAAGACCCCCUGAAACUCAUACAUGUAACUCCCGAGAAAGCUGAUGCUGAGACUAAACAAUAACCAUCUUGUCAUUUCUGGAAGGGACAAUGGAUCAACCCAGUGGGAGAAGCUUCAUGCAAGUUCUUUGUGAAAAAUACAGCCCAGAAAACUUCCCAUAUCGCCGUGGUCCCGGAAUGGGCGUGCAUGUCCCGGCUACACCUCAGGGUUCACCUAUGAAAGACCGUCUCAACCUGCCAAGUGUGCUGGUGUUGAACAGCUGUGGGAUCACCUGUGCAGGAGAUGAGAUGGAGAUAGCUGCCUUCUGUGCUCAUGUGUCUGAACUGGAUCUUUCUGACAACAAACUAGAAGACUGGCAUGAGGUCAGUAAAAUUGUGUCCAAUGUCCCGCACUUGGAGUUUCUGAACCUGAGUUCCAAUCCCCUGAAUUUGUCAAUUUUAGAGAGGAGGUGUGCUGGAUCUUUCUCUGGUGUUCGCAAACUUGUGCUCAACAACAGCAAAGCUUCCUGGGAAACAGUCCACACUAUACUGCAAGAAUUACCAGACUUGGAGGAACUUUUCCUGUGCCUUAACGACUAUAAUACAGUGUCUUGUUCUCCAGCUUGUUGUAAUUCUCUCAAAUUGCUUCACAUAACUGACAAUAAUCUCAAAGACUGGACUGAGAUCCGGAAACUGGGAAUAAUGUUUCCAUCACUAGAUACUUUGGUUCUGGCCAAUAACAGUGUGUCAACCAUUGAAGACUCAGAGGAUUCUCUGGCAAGGCUAUUCCCGAACUUGCGAUCCAUCAGUCUGCACAAGUCAGGUCUGCAUUCCUGGGAAGAUAUUGACAAACUCAAUUCUUUCCCUAAGCUUGAGGAAGUGAGGUUGCUGGGAAUCCCUCUCCUUCAGCCGUACACCACUGAGGAGCGGAGGAAGCUGGUAAUAGCCAGGCUACCAUCAAUCACCAAGCUGAACGGAAGUGUCAUAAUGGACGGAGAACGAGAAGACUCUGAAAGAUUUUUCAUUCGCUAUUAUAUAGACUUUCCCCAGGAAGAAGCUCCUUUCAGGUAUCAUGAACUAGUGACAAAAUACGGGAAGCUGGAAAAGCUGGCGGUGGUCGACCUGACGCCUCAGAGCAGCGCCAAGGUCGAAGUUCACUUCAAAAACCAAGUGAAGGAGAUGAACAUCCGCUUAGAUCAGACGGUGGCGGAACUCAAGAAACAAUUGAAAACGGUGGUGCAGCUGCCCAUCAGCAGCAUGCUGGUCACCUACUUCGAUAAGGAAGAUCCUUUUGGCCCCGAAGAGCUGAAGUACAACUCCAGGGCCCUGCAUUCCUACGGCAUCCAGGAUGGAGACAAAAUCUACGUGGAAUCCAAAGCCAAGUAGCCUCUCUGCGCCAAGAAGGCCUGCUCCAGACUGCGCACCCGCCCCACGUAACACAACCAGGGGACUUUCUGACGGGGUGUUUCAUUUGGGUUCAUUGGUUGAGAUUUGGUGUUUCGAAGUGUGUCAGAUCACUUCUCUAGCCCAGGUUAGCAGGUCCAGAUCUGUGAGAUAAGCACCAGGAUUCGGCGCAGAUGACAGGAGGCUCCCAAGAGGCGUGACAUCAAGCAGGUGUGCAGUUUCCCUCUGUUAUCUCCCAGCUGCUUCAGUAUACUUGUGAAUGUAGCAUGACAGGCCGUCUUCGAAGCUCGGAGGUC